This is a messenger RNA of Penicillium malachiteum, 1317 nucleotides long. RefSeq lists its product as uncharacterized. Gene Ontology annotation, cellular component: extracellular region. The coding region runs from base 1 to 1317 and encodes 438 amino acids. Gene Ontology annotation, molecular function: chitin binding; chitinase activity. The record is from RefSeq and is a predicted model, not a curated record. Gene Ontology annotation, biological process: carbohydrate metabolic process; chitin catabolic process. Lineage: Eukaryota; Fungi; Ascomycota; Eurotiomycetes; Eurotiales; Aspergillaceae. The transcript is spliced from 4 exons.
AUGUUGAAGAAUCUUGCCCUGGGCCUUCUCGCCGUCCAAAGUGCUGCCGCGACGCGGUUUGCCAUGUAUAUUGACGAAUAUCAUGUCACAGACCUGCCAAGUACAGACAAAACGACAGGAAUCGACCAUGCUAUCAUGGCAUUUGCCCCAUCAGAGUUGUUCAACUCCGACCCGCCAGCAUCCUUUACUCCCUUUGAAUCUCCCUCCAGCUUUCGUAAGCGUUUCGGUCCUGACACCAAGCUCAUGAUUGCCAUUGGCGGCUGGGGUGACGAGGCUGGCUUCUCCGCUGCAGCAAAGGACGCGUCUACCAUGGAGCGUUACGCAAAGAAUGUGGCAGCCAUGCUGGAUGCCAACGGAUUUGAUGGUGUUGAUAUCGACUGGGAAUACCCUGGUGGUAACGGACAGGACUAUAAGCAAGUUCCUAACUCAGCAAAGGUUUCCGAGAUAGAAACCUAUCCCGAGUUCCUUGCAGCCGUGCGCAAGGCUAUCGGUGACGACAAGGUCCUCUCCAUUGCGGUCCCUGGCCGUAAGCAGGAUAUGAUUGCCUUCACCAAUGAGACUGGGCCCAAGAUCUGGGAAUCCGUCGACAUGGUCAAUGUGAUGAGCUAUGACCUGAUGAACCGCCGUGAUAAUGUGACAAAUCACCAUACUGGUGUGCAAGACUCUUUGGACGUGAUCAACGAGUACCUGGAUAUGGGUCUCGAAGCUGAUAAGAUCAACCUCGGAUUUGCCUACUACGCGAAGUGGUUCACCACUGACCCCAACUCUGACUGUGAUACCCACCCCAUCGGCUGUGCAGUUGUGAAGCUGGAGAACGACGAUGGAAGUGAUAAUGGAAAGUCUGGCUCUCUUACUUUCGAGGCUAGCGCUGUUUCACCUGCUCCUGCGAACCUGACUACCAGCCAGAACGGCAAGUGUGGAUUUGACGAGAAGACCAAGUGUCCUAGUGGAUCAUGCUGCAGCGCCUACGGCAACUGUGGUACUGCUGAUGACUUCUGCCAGGCAGGAUGUCUCUCCGACUACGGUGAUUGCAAGGGAAUCUCUAUCACCGACUCAUGGCGCCGUGCUCAGAAGGAUGGCAAGACUGACGAGAAUCUUGGUGGUCAAUACUACUGGGAUGCUGAUUACAAUAUCUUCUGGAGCUGGGACACCCCUGACCUCAUCGCUCGCAAGUUCGAGCAGAUCGUUGAUGCGAAGAAGCUGGGCGGCAUUAUGGCAUGGAGUCUGGGUGAGGAUACGUAUAAGUGGGAGCAUCUCAAUGCUAUGCAGAAUGGUCUUAAGAAAUCUGCUAGCACUCAGGUUGAUGCGGAUUCCUAA